Messenger RNA from Cynara cardunculus var. scolymus (artichoke), 821 nucleotides. Its product is annotated as tankyrase. The transcript is spliced from 6 exons. The coding region runs from base 44 to 652 and encodes 202 amino acids. The record is from RefSeq and is a predicted model, not a curated record. Gene Ontology annotation, molecular function: protein binding. Gene Ontology annotation, biological process: protein ubiquitination; positive regulation of protein catabolic process. Lineage: Eukaryota; Viridiplantae; Streptophyta; Magnoliopsida; Asterales; Asteraceae.
GGCUGCUCUUUUUCUUCUGGGUUUUAGCAUUCGCCGGCAGAAAAUGGCGGUUCCAGGAAGGCGCAACGGUAUGAUGGACGGCGAUGACGACGAAGAAGGAGCGUUGCCUGAAUCUGAUUUUGAGGAUACCCCUCCCCACCUACGCGACCUUGCCGCCGCCGCCAUGCACGGCGACAUUGACGCACUUCGUCAAGCCCUUGAUAAUUUGGAUGGCAGCAUCGAUGAACCAGUUGAGGAUGGAGAUACUGCUCUUCAUCUCACAUGUCUCUAUGGUCAUGUGUCUUGUGUCCAGCUAUUGUUGGAAAGGGGAGCUUCGGUGGAGGCUCAGGAUGAAGAUGGUGGGAUUCCUCUGCAUGAUGCCUGUGCUGGAGGAUAUCUGGAGAUAGUCCAACUCUUGAUUGGUAAAGACAAUUCUCUAGAGUGCUUGAAAAGAAUGCUUGAAUCAGUCGAUGUCGAAGGCGACACUCCUCUUCAUCAUGCGGCUAGAGGGGAACACAAGGAGAUUGUUGUACUAUUACUUUCAAUCGGGGCAUCACCUACUAUGACAAAUGUGUAUGGAAAGACUCCCGGGGAGCUAGUUGAAGCCAAUACAGAAGUUUGGACUAUUUUAGAAGCUGCAACCAGAGCAAGCGCAAUGGCAUCCCAAGCGUAAUGGUAACAUCUUCAAAUUUUGUUUCAAUUGUUGGGAGGGGAUUAUCUGAGGAUUGUAUGAUUAAAUGGAUGAUUAUUUUUUUUUGACUGCAUGAUGAUGGUGUUGCAGUGUCACUAUAGUCUGCCUUUUAGUAAAGGAAAGAAAUGCUAAAUCCCCUCAUAAAUCAAAA